Molecule: messenger RNA, 1069 nt
Organism: Physcomitrium patens
Lineage: Eukaryota; Viridiplantae; Streptophyta; Bryopsida; Funariales; Funariaceae
Product: ran-binding protein 1 homolog b
Biological process (GO): nucleocytoplasmic transport
Cellular component (GO): cytoplasm; nuclear pore
Molecular function (GO): GTPase activator activity
Source: RefSeq, a predicted model, not a curated record
GGUCGGAUUAGGUCAGUGCUCUGUACAAAAGGGUCCGACGGCCUCGUCGGAUGCUUAACUUUCUCCCCUAAUCUCGAUCUGCUUUGACUGCCAAUUUCUGUUGUGUUGAGCAGAUUCCGAGCACAAUCGAUCGCGAAUCAGAUUGACCCACCAUGGCCGGAGACGAGGAGAAGGAGGUGAAGACCGUGAGUGAGACCACGACGACGUCGGAAGCUACUGAGGAGGAAACAGAGGACUCUUCGAAGGUCACGGGAGAAGAGGAAGACACUGGCGCCCAGAUCGCUCCAAUCGUGAAGUUGGAGGAGGUCGCUGUUAGUACUGGAGAGGAAAAUGAGAACGUGCUGAUUGAUAUGAGAGCUAAGUUGUAUCGUUUUGACAAGGAAGGAACGCAAUGGAAGGAGAGGGGCGUUGGGCAAGUGAAGCUUCUAGAGCACAAAUCAACUAAAAAGGUUCGCCUCCUCAUGCGACAAAAUAGGACCCUCAAGAUCUGCGCUAACCAUAUGGUCACUGCAUCCACUCAAUUGCAAGAGCAUGCGGGUAGCGAUAAAUCUUGGGUCUGGCAUGCCCAGGAUUACUCAGAUGGUGAACUGAAGGAGGAGCUCUUCUGCAUGCGUUUUGGAAAUUUUGAAAGUGCUCAGAAAUUUAAGGAUGUAUAUGAGAGUGCUCAAGAGAAGGUGUCAGGGACCACAGAGGAGAAGGAUGAGGAGACUGACAGUGCAGCAGAUUUGAUGGGCAAGUUGAGCGUGGAAUCUAAGUCUGAUGACGCUGCUGUACCUGAAAAAGCUGACGUGACAAAAGAUUCUUCUUAGUACUAUCAAACUAGAACUAGUUAAUUUGUGGGAACCUCUUAUUAGUGUUCAUAAGUAGUGCGCAAGUUUCUCUGAAAGUUCUGUUUAACUGCUUUUGGCAGCGUGUAUCACACUCCAGUCUAGGUGCUCAAAUGUCAGCUUAUUUCUGGACGAAAGCAGGAUAUCAUAUGGUGGGUCAUUGCUUAAUCUCAGGUCAAUGUUACUGACGUAUUGGUUUUCAUACAAGUUGCAACAUCUUUUUAACAUUCUGAUUGCUUUUA